AUGGAAAAACUCCACGAUAUCUUGAAGGGUUUUGGAAUCACCUUAUUAUUGGCAACGGUAAUGUUAGUCAGUGGACAUCAAUGUGGUUCGCGCCAACAAAUCACGUACGCUGCGGAAAAUAGCGCUCUGCGAGGGUUUGCAUAUGCAACCCAAACUGUGCGAUCUCGUGUCGUCUGCGGACGGGAAUGCAACAUGGAUGAACGUUGCAAGUCGUUUAACUUUAACGACUGCAAUACAAUGUGCGAGUUGAACCUUGCCACAAGACGAGAGCAUCCCGAAGACUUCAAUGCAACUCAAGGGAGUGUGUACUUUGAUGCAGAUGAGGACACACUCCUCUACUCACUGACUGAUAGCUCCUUGAAUCGCUACAGAAGUUGCAAGAUGCUCUUAGAUGCCGGUUAUCGCUCAAGCGGUAUCUACACAAUCUACCCAGAGGGAUUCGGUGAUGGCGGUCUUCGUGUCUACUGUGACAUGGAAACUGACGGCGGAGGAUGGAUCGUGUUUCAGAGGCGACAAGAUGGCAGCGUGGACUUCUACCGUAACUGGACCGAGUACCAGUCUGGAUUUGGCAAUCUGUCUGGUGAGUUCUGGUUGGGCAAUGACAACUUGGUGACUCUGACGUCUAAUGAUUCACAAGGAACAUGGGAGCUACGCGUUGAUUUAGGGGACUGGGAGGGCAACACGGCAUGGGCAAAGUACUCGGAGUUCAAAAUCUCCACUGGUAAGUACAAUCUGAAUAUUGGCCAAUACGAUGCAAGCGGCACUGCCGGUAAAUCUCUUGGGCGUCACAGAGGACUUCCCUUCUCAACAAAGGAUCGUGACAAUGAUGUAUCGGAGAGAAAUUGUGCGCAAUCCUACCACGGAGCCUGGUGGUUUAAGGAUUGUUUGCGCUCCAACUUGAAUGGUCGAUAUUAUCCAGAAGAGCACUCAGCUGGUGAUCGUUUGGGCAUCCAGUGGGGCAAGUGGAAAGGCCAUUUCUAUUCUCUGAAAGCCUGCCGGAUGAAAAUACGUGUGAUGGGACCAUGA
This is a messenger RNA of Patiria miniata (bat star), 1026 nucleotides long. Its product is annotated as ficolin-3-like. The record is from RefSeq and is a predicted model, not a curated record. The transcript has a single exon. The coding region runs from base 1 to 1026 and encodes 341 amino acids. NCBI's taxonomy places the organism in Eukaryota, Metazoa, Echinodermata, Asteroidea, Valvatida, Asterinidae.